Messenger RNA from Apus apus (common swift), 3996 nucleotides. It is a transcript of the gene RAB3GAP1, whose product is annotated as RAB3 GTPase activating protein catalytic subunit 1. Gene Ontology annotation, molecular function: GTPase activator activity. The transcript is spliced from 25 exons. The coding region runs from base 26 to 2974 and encodes 982 amino acids. The record is from RefSeq and is a predicted model, not a curated record. NCBI's taxonomy places the organism in Eukaryota, Metazoa, Chordata, Aves, Apodiformes, Apodidae. Gene Ontology annotation, biological process: positive regulation of GTPase activity.
CCCGCCUUCCCGCCCGCGGCGCAAGAUGGCGGCGGACAGUGAGCCCGAGUCCGAGGUGUUUGAGAUCACGGAUUUCACCACCGCCUCCGAGUGGGAGAGAUUUAUUUCAAAAGUAGAAGAAGUACUGAAUGACUGGAAACUUAUUGGGAUUUCUUCAGGCAAACCUCUGGAAAAGGGUGUAUAUACCACAGGAGCAUGGGAAGAAAAAUCAGAUGAAAUUUCAUUUGCAGACUUCAGGUUUUCCAUUACCCAUCAUUAUCUUGUACAAGAACCCAGUGACAAAGAGGGGAAAGAAGAACUGGUAGAAGAUGCCCUUCCUCUGCCUAUGCAGGACUUGCUGUGCAUGAACAAUGACUUUCCUCCUAGAGCUCACUGCCUGGUAAGAUGGUACGGCUUACGUGAAUUUGUGGUUAUUGCUCCGGCUGCGAAUAACGACGCGGUUCUUAGUGAAUCCAAAUGUAACCUUUUGCUGAGUUCCGUUUCCAUUGCACUGGGGAACACUGGCUGCCAGGUACCACUCUUUGUGCAAAUACAUCACAAGUGGCGACGAACGUAUGUUGGGGAGUGUCAGGGUCCGGGAGUUCGAACUGACUUUGAAAUGGUUCAUCUUCGCAAAGUGCCAAGUCAGUAUACUCACUUAUCAGGAUUACUGGAUAUCUUCAAAUCCAAGAUUGGAUGCCCUUUAACUCCACUGCCUCCAGUUAACAUGGCUAUUCGCCUUACCUAUGUGCUUCAAGACUGGCAGCAGUAUUUCUGGCCACAGCAGCCACCAGAUAUAGAUGCUCUAGUUGGGGGAGAAGUUGGAGGCCUUGAGUUUGGGAAGUUACCAUUUGGUGCCUGUGAAGAUCCCAUUAGUGAGCUUCAUUUAGCUACUACAUGGCCUCACCUAACAGAAGGUAUAAUUGUUGACAAUGAUGUUUAUUCUGAUCUGGAUCCUAUGCAAGCACCCCAGUGGUCUGUGAGAGUCAGAAAAGCAGAUAACCCUCAGUGUCUAUUGGGUGACUUUCUUACUGAAUUCUUCAAGCUUUGCCGUCGGAAGGAGUCGACUGAUGAGAUACUUGGGAGGUCUGCAUUUGAAGAAGAAGGAAGAGAGGUUGCUGAUAUUACCCAUGCUUUGUCAAAGCUCACAGAGCCAGCACCAGUCCCAAUCCAUAAAUUAUCAGUCACAAACAUGGUUCACAGUGCAAAGAAGAAAAUUCGCAAGCACAGAGGUGUAGAUGAAUCACCUUUAAACAAUGAAGUUCUGAACACUAUUCUUCUGUUCUUAUUUCCUGAUGCUGCUGACAAACUCUCAGAUGGAUUGGAAAGCAGAAGUAGCACUUCAGCAGGAAACAAUCCUCCUCCAGAGAAUGAAGAUUAUAAUCUCUUCAGUCAGUUUAAAUCUGCUCCUUCUGAUAGUCUGACAUACAAACUAGCUUUAUGUCUUUGUAUGAUAAACUUCUACCAUGGAGGACUGAAAGGAGUGGCACAUCUUUGGCAAGAAUUUGUGUUAGAAAUGCGCUACAGAUGGGAGAACAACUACCUUAUUCCAGGAUUAGCUAGUGGCCCUCCUGAUCUGAGAUGCUGUUUGCUGCAUCAGAAACUUCAGAUGUUAAAUUGUUGCAUUGAAAGAAAGAAGGCAAGAGAUGAGGGGAAAAGGGGGAGCGUGUCUGAUCGUUCACCUGGUUCUGCGUCUGGUGAUAACCCUGAUAAGGAAAAAGAAGUUGGCAAGUCUUGGGAAUCUUGGAGUGACAGUGAAGAGGAAUUUUUUGAAUGUCUAAGUGACACAGAAGAUCUUAAAGGAAAUGGGCAGGAAAAUGGAAAGAAAGGAGGAGUGAAAGAAGGCAACAAAGAGCCUGCAAACUUAAAACCAGAAGGUCGUUUGCAUCCACACGGAAAGCUGACGCUGCUGCAUCCAGGAGAACCUCUCUACGUUCCAAUAACACAGGAACCAGCACCUAUGACUGAAGAUUUGCUGGAAGAGCAGUCUGAGGUACUGGCAAAACUAGGGACAUCAGCAGAAGGUGCUCAUCUCCGGGCACGCAUGCAGAGUGCCUGCUUGCUCUCAGAUAUGGAGUCUUUUAAGGCAGCUAAUCCUGGCUGUUGUCUGGAGGAUUUUGUGAGGUGGUAUUCCCCUCGGGAUUACAUUGAAGAGGAAGUGGUUGAUGAGAAGGGGAACAGAGUGAUUAAGGGCGAGCUGAGCGCCCGCAUGAAGAUUCCCAGCAACAUGUGGGUAGAGGCCUGGGAGACAGCAAAACCAAUCCCAGCCCGGAGGCAGAAGAGACUCUUUGACGACACUAGAGAGGCAGAGAAGGUGCUUCAUUAUCUUGCAGUUCAGAAACCAGCUGACCUUGCACGGCAUCUCUUGCCUUGCAUCAUCCAUGCAGCUGUACUCAAGGUAAAGGAAGAAGAAGCACUAGAAGAUAUAUCUUCAGUUAAGAACAUUAUUAAGCAGAUAAUAUACCAUUCCAGUAAAGUUCUACGAUUCCCCAAUCCAGAGGACAAGAAGUUGGAAGAAAUCAUUGGUCAGAUUAUGGGUGUGGAAGCUACCAUUGCCAGGGCCAGGUCUCUGAAAGCAAAAUUUGGGGCAGAAAAAUGUGAAAAUGAGGAGGAGAAAGAUCUACAAAGAUUUGUUAACUGUCUCCUGGAGCAGCCAGAAGUGUCAGUCAUUGGUGCAGGAAGAGGACCUGCUGGCAGCAUUAUUCACAAGCUGUUCGUGAAUGCUCAGAGGCUGACUGAAUCUUCUGAUGAGGUGUCCGCGGUGCCUCCCCUUGACGAGCAGUUGAGGAGAUCGGGUUCUUCAGAGGAGCGGAGACUCACCCCGGGGGCGGUGUCAGAUUUCCCACCGCCCACGGGUCGGGAGGUGAUCCUGCGCACCACGGUCCCCCGCCCUGCUCCUUACUCCAAGCCCUUGCCCCAGCGCAUGUACAGCGUGCUGACCAAGGAAGAUUUUCGACUUGCAGGUGCCUUUUCAGCAGAUACAACGUUCUUCUGAUGUAACCCGCUGCGUUAUCUUGUGUGUCUUCACAAGCAAAAUGUUCUUCAUUUUCCUUCGGGGAAGUUAAGGCUUAAGAGACUGGUUGUGGUGAGGAGACAAUAGGGCUGGGGUGGCACCUUCCCAGUGACAGAGCUGAAUUAGCAGCCAAGAAAGAUGCCUGCAGGGGACUCUUAAGGUGGAGGUCUGGAAUGUCUUCACAGGUAGUUUUAAUUGGCUCUUUGGGGACGACAGAAAGUUUAGCAAUCUCCUCUCUGUCCAAAGGAGUGUAUAAUUUUUUUGCAUUAGCUUGUUUAACAAAAGACACAAAUGGGCUGUAUGCAAAUACAUCAUGUUGAAAUUCAUGCAGCAUGUGCUGCUUUUACCGUUCUUAAUCAGACUUUAUCAAGUGACAUUAGUCUCAUUAAAUUAAUGUGCAAACUUUAAUAAAUUGUAGUUAUUGUUAAUCAUUAGUAUUGAGCCCAGUAUUUUUUGGUUAAUCAUUAAGUUGCAAAUACCGCUAAAAUAUUUUCAAUUUUAUUUAAGCUAUCAGUACAUUCUAGUUCAUGCUAAACUGGCCUAACAUUGCAGCAGUUGUCCACGAGCUUCAUCUUGGACACUUCUCUCAAACAGAAGUGAGUAUAUUGGGAGCUGCAAGUGGAGAGGAAGGCUGAUAACCUCCAGUGGAUCACUGACAGGUUUGGAAGCUUUGGCUGUUGCACAUGGGGAAGGAUAUAAUCCUGUAUGUCAAUGGACAUGUAGAGGUAUUUCACUGUAAGCAACCUGCUGCUAUUUACAGAGACUGUUUGAAUGCACGCUGUGUCUUGGAUGUGACAGAACAAUCCUCCCACCUGCUGUAAAUGAACCCCACAGAUACCAUGCAAACACCAUGACCUGUAGGUGCCAAUGUUGCUUUACAGUGAUCUUUGUGUUCUAGUGAGAAUCAGCAAAAGAUCAGCAUUAUGUGAUGAAAUGAAAUGUAAAACCAGCUGCAGUAUCAGUAAUGUUACUCAAUAAAUCUGAACUUAUUAUUGGCUCUCAGA